AAAGCGAGCCGGUGGUUUGGGGUCGCGCAGUCUAAAUCGGCCAAGACGAACGUGAAUAUUCUUCACCAAGAGGAGCUGAUAGCGCAGAAAAAGAGAGAAAUUGAGGCCAGACUGGAGCAGCAAGCGAGGCAGAAUUACCUGAGCAUACAGCAGCUGCCUCUCUUUGGAGAAGAUGACGGUACUGACAAUGAAGCCUGUGUUUCCAACAAGUUUGUUAAUGAUGGCAGUUUCCUCCAGCAGUUUCUCAAGCUGCAGAAGGAAAAAUCAAGUACUGAACCUCCCCCAAGUUCUACUAAUAACUCGGCAAACACUUCUGCAUCAAAUGUUGGGAAGAAACCUAUGCUGUUUGGGAAGCGCCCCGGUCAGGUCCUGAGCAGCAUGCUGCACCAAGCGAAGAACUACUCCCAUUCCAAACAGACCCCAGUCGUUAACCGCCUCAGUGUGUUUCAGUCGCCAGAUGAAGAUGAGGAGGAAGAUUAUGAGCAGUGGUUGGAAAUUAAAGUUUUACCCCCAGAGGAUGCGGAGACCCGACAAGUGGUGGAAAAGCUGGCUAGGUUCGUGGCUGAAGGGGGACCAGAAUUAGAGAAGGUUGCUAUGGAAGACUACAAGGAUAACCCAGCUUUUUCGUUUUUGCAUGAUAAGAACAGCAGAGAAUUCCUUUACUACAGAAAGAAAGUGGCAGAGAUAAGAAAAGAGAAUCAGAGUUCUCAGGCAUCCUCUUCUCAGAAAGUUUCACCCCCAGACGACGAAGAGACAAAGAACUCUGCUGAGAAACUGGCCAGGUUCAUAGCAGACGGGGGUCCCGAGGUGGAAGCUAUUGCCUUGCAGAACAACCGAGAGAACCAUGCUUUCAGGUUUUUAUAUGAGCCAAACAGCAAAGGCUACAAGUAUUACCGGCAGAAACUGGAGGAGUUCCGUAAGGCCAAAACCAGCACUGUGUGUGCCCCUUUGCCUGUAGAGUCCAGUCUGAAAAGGAAGACCAGUCCCGAGGCCGUUCCCUCGCCCUUGCCCAUACCCUCACCUUCACCGUCAUCCUCUACAACUCCACCUGAUCAGACAGCUACAACUACUGCUGCAACAACAACCACCGCUGCUGCUACGGGCACAACUAAAAAGAAGCGGAAGAGCAGAUGGGGGCCAGAGGAGGACAAAGUUGAAUUGCCCCUCCCACAGCUCGUCCAACAGCUGGAUUCUCCCUCCCCUCUUUCAGUUCAGGACCUCAAGGGUCUUGGUUAUGAAAAAGGGAAACCAGUUGGUUUGGUGGGUGUGACGGAGCUCUCCGAAGCCCAGAAGAAACAGCUGAAGGAGCAGCAGGAGAUGCAGCAGAUGUAUGACAUGAUCAUGAAGCACAAGCGAGCCAUGCAGGAGAUGCAGAUGAUGUGGGAAAAGGCAAUUCAGCAGCACCAACAUGGCUAUGACAGCGACGAAGAGGUGGACAGCGAGCUGGGAACGUGGGAGCACCAGCUUCGACGCAUGGAGAUGGACAAGACGCGAGAGUGGGCUGAGCAGCUGACCCAGAUGGGCAGAGGAAAACAUUUCAUCGGAGACUUCCUUCCACCUGACGAGCUGGAGAAAUUCAUGGAGACGUUCAAGGCAUUGAAGGAAGGACGUGAGCCGGAUUAUUCUGAAUACAAAGAGUUCAAACUGACUGUGGAAAACAUAGGUUAUCAAAUGCUAAUGAAGAUGGGCUGGAAGGAAGGCGAGGGACUUGGCUCGGAUGGACAGGGGAUUAAAAACCCAGUCAGCAAGUAUGUACCUGUGUUUGGAUUUGAAUGCCCCGCCGAGCUGACCAAGGAAGAUGACGAGUACGAGGCAUUCCGUAAACGAAUGAUGCUUGCCUACCGCUUCCGACCAAAUCCAUUGAACAAUCCACGACGACCUUACUACUGAGAAAUGUUUUUUUGGGACUAUGUAUUUUCAAAACAAUUGUAAUUUUACUGUGAAAUGUUAUGAAACCGCAUUAUCAUUCUCUUAUUUGCUAAUAUUGUAAAACUUACUGAAGUCACAAGACCAUCUCUCGCCCAGAAGAAAGGCCCGCUCGCUGCACACUCGAGUGUCAUGACAACCGUGUCGUAACAAGGCCAGGGUGGUACUGAGAGAGGAGAACAGAGCAGGUAAGAAGGGGAUCUUCACACGGUGCCCUGCUGACAGUGGAAGGGUAGCACCACAGAUGCCCCCAGGAAUAGUUCAGGGACUCCGUUCGUAUUUAGCUUGAUUCCACGUUACAAGAAAUGCAUUUUUUUUUGUGUGUGUGUAACAGCAGAUCCUCUGUUUGGAUACGCAGCAUGUGCUGCUCGGGAGGGAUUUUUGGUUGGUUUCUUUUUUUUUUUUUUAAUUGCAAAUACAACAAGGGGACUGUCCCAGACCCAGCUUUGGGGGCCACUGUUCAGUCAGGCUACUGUUCCCUGAGGAGCUGGCUGCUGAUGCUGUCGCGAAGCCCAGAGUACAGUCUGCCCUUCAUCUGACACUGCGAACCCCGUGCCUCCUUGUUUUACCUCUGCCCUGGGGAAGGCGAGGCGCGGAUCAGUGUGGGGCGUGGCUGCAAGGGUCGAGGGGUGCAGGGCGAAUUCAUUCAACUUUGGAGGCGACAGCCUUGUGGUUUCUUGAACACUAAGUUCACCCCCAGCUUCCCUGCGAAAUGAGGGACUUGCUGACACCUUCUGUGGGUUGGGGUGAUGAAGAACCAAGCCUUCAAACACCGCUGGUCAAAGGCCUUUUGGAUUCUGUUGUCAUAAGAAACCCCUCUACAAAUACAAGUUUUCUUCAUUCACUCUGUAAAUAAAAUAAAACCCAUUUGUUCCUUAGUUUUAAUCGGUGAAUUUUUGGAAAGAGAGGUCUUACUGUGGGUUUGCAUCGGCCGAGAGGCGGCUCUAGCUCUCUUUCCAUCCCAGCAUCUUAAAGGAAACAAAGUGAGGUGGGUUGGGUUGGUUUCUUUUGCAUCUGUUUUCCCCCAGCCCGGACCCUUAGCGUGUGAUUCUCUUUUGUUAAC
This is a messenger RNA of Egretta garzetta (little egret), 2989 nucleotides long. RefSeq names its product SURP and G-patch domain containing 1 (gene SUGP1). The annotation marks the transcript as partial. Gene Ontology annotation, cellular component: nucleoplasm. The record is from RefSeq and is a predicted model, not a curated record. Gene Ontology annotation, molecular function: RNA binding. Gene Ontology annotation, biological process: RNA processing. NCBI's taxonomy places the organism in Eukaryota, Metazoa, Chordata, Aves, Pelecaniformes, Ardeidae. The transcript has 14 exons.